AUGAUGAAUAAUACUACCGAAUACCCAUCUCAAAUAACUGAGACGAUUUAAGGAAUCACUUUUUCGAGUGCAUUUGAUUCUGGUAAUCUGAAGAGUGUUCGCAGAGAAAAUAGUGGAAGAGUAAGUAAAUUACAAUAUUAUUAAGUACAUCCUAAAUAUAUCAAGUGAUUGGGGUAUAAAUGGUAGGACAACGAAUUAUAGAACAUGGUUUUAUUUCUCAGUGUCUGGAGUCAAUGAAGGAGAACUCACAUUUGUUGUUGCCAACCUAUAAAACUAAGUAACUAUUGAGAGCAUCUUCUUAGAUGGGACUUUUUAAAGAUGGAAUGUAGCCAGUCUUUAGAAAUUGUCAUUCCUCUUAAUGGGAAAGAUUAAAAUAGCCAUGCUACUACCGCUUAGUUCCAGAGGGUCAUUUUGAAAUAACUUUUAAGCAUCUAUUUCUUAAUGAUUCAACAGUUUAUUUUGCUUUUUUUUAUCCAUGGAGUUGCGAAGACAACGAUGUAUUUAAAAUAAAUAGUUAUAGAAUUUUCUAUAACUAUGUUAAGCUAUGUCUCUUUAAGUAACUGACAUUUAUUAUGAUAAUUCGAUACUGGCUUACUCAAAGGAGGGUAGACCUAUCAAUCUAAUAACAAUAACAUAAGGAUCAUCAUAAAUUAAGGAAGAACCCAUACCUGGUUUAUUCCCAUAGAGUAGACCUUAGCACUUCAAAAAACCACACAUUUUUAUUUCUGCUAGAGUGCAUCCUGGAGAAGUGCCAGGAUCGUUUGUGAAUAAUGGAUUGAUGAAGUAUCUGCUCAAAGCAAAUGACCCAGUAGCGUAAGUGGCCAGGGAGAAAUACGUUUGGAGUAUUGUUCCAAUAAUUAAUCCUGAUGGAGUCUAUAGAGGACAUUAUCGAACUGAUUCCUUAUGUUAAAAUCUGAAUAGAUAUUACCUAUCACCAUCAAAGGAGGACCAUCCAACUAUUUAUGCAAUUAAAGAAUACAUUAUGCGACUUCAAAAUACAGAUAGGUUUUAUGCAUACAUAGAUUUGCAUGCUCAUGCUGGUCAUAAAGGUGUAUUUAUCUAUGGGAAUUAAUUACCUUCGUUAAGUCAACAUACAUCGAAUUGCAUUAUUCCUAGAUUGAUAAGCUUAUAUUCGGAAAUCUUCGAUUACGAUGCAUGUAAUUUUACUGAGAAAAACAUGUAUGCUGCUGAUAAAGGAGAUGGGUUAAGCAAGGAAGGGUCUGGGAGAGUGGCCUUUUAUAAGAUUUGUGGAAUUGUUCAUAGUUAUACAUUAGAAUGUAAUUAUAAUACGGGAAGGAUUACCAAUAUUAUGUAUGAAGAGAGUGCAAGUAAAGCAUCAUAUUUAAUUUAAGAUAAUUUAUACAAAGAUGAAUAAUUAGAUGAUAAUGUUGUUCUGGGUUCUGUAUACACUUCGAAUCCAAAAUCAUAUUUUUUUACAAUUUAAGAUUACGAAUAAGUUGGAGUUGGAAUAGUGAAUGCCUUUUUAGAUUUCAAUCUUUUAAACCCUAUGAGUAGAUUGUCAGCCUCUCCUUUUAAAACUUUAGCUAAUUUGAGAACCUUUUUAGCAUAUAAUAUAAUGAGAACGAUGCAUUAUAGAUAUGAACCAUAUUUAAGGAAGAUAUUAAAGUAAUUAAGUUAAUAAUUAUAAAGGUUUAUUAAUAACAAAGAAUAAGUCAAUAGGGUAUUGAAAGCUUUUUAUGAUUAUAUAUGUAGUGGAUAGAUUAAAGAUAAUUUAGAAGGUAGUUAAGAAGUUGUUGUAUAAAAGCCAUAGACUAGGUAUUAAAAGGCUUAGGAAAUAAAGAAAGAAAAAUAAGAGAAAUAAUAAAAAUAAUAGUAAUAAUAAUAAUAAUAAAAAAUUUAAUAAUAAUAGUAAUAGCAAUAGUAAUAAUAAUAGCAAUAAUAAUAAUAAUAAUAGUAAUAAUAGCAAUAAUAAUAAAAAUAAUAGUUCAGAAAAUCUUAAUAUGAAUAAGUACCUGUUAAAUAAUAUCCAUUCUCUGAAGUAGAUUUAGAUUCAAGACAAAUGAGAACUUAAAGUUAAGGGAAGGCAAGGGCUAGAUCCGAAACAAAAUAAUAAUAGUAAGUUUAAUAAUAAUAAUAAAAACCAUAGAGGGCAUUUAAAAUUAAAAGAAAUGUGAAAAUAUGA
Messenger RNA from Paramecium octaurelia, 2143 nucleotides. NCBI's taxonomy places the organism in Eukaryota, Ciliophora, Oligohymenophorea, Peniculida, Parameciidae. The record is from the annotation of a GenBank genome assembly.